ACCGAAAACGUGUUGUGUUGGCGCCUUAAGAUAACACUGAAUAACAUAGUUAAGCAAUCCAUGUGCGAAAAAUCCCUAAAAUUGCAACUCAUGAGCUGAUUUCUUCACACAUUGGUGGAAUUUAAGCCUUUUUUGCUUCCGAGAAAUCAGAAUAUGCACAGAACAUUGUGUUGGAAUUGAGUCAUUGCCGAGCAGCCUUCCUCCACUCGAUUCCAUCCAGAUGUGUUGAGUACAACUCCCAUCAUCCUCAGGCUGAGUGGAUAAUCCUCUAGAACAGGAACUGACCCACCUUGGCGUUUUGCAUCACAAUCUUGUUUGCGCAAGGUAGGGAAUGAAGUGCGUGGAUGAUGGAGGAUGUAGUCCAAUGCGUGGGGAAUAAUGUGGGGUGAUUGGAAAUGCACAUUAUGUUCCGUACGGGAUAUAGUCCAGAGUGUAGAGUCAAAGGCUUGUUGAGUCCCCUCCAGGGUGAGAAAAGAGAGAUAUAAAUAUGGUAAAUAAAUAAACGCUGCCUUCUCAAGUCUGGGUUACAAACAGUCUGAUCAGAAAGCUCACCAACCAUCACCCGAAGGGUUUUACAAGAGUUCAGGUGUGUCACAAAAAUGCGGUAAACCCACUCAAGCUUCAAAAGAGCUCUCCAAGGUGCUGAACCCCAUCCCUCACCGGAUUCCAGCACCUUGGAGAGAUCCAUCUACUAAACCAAAACCUGGCAUGGAUUCCUCACCCCACUGACUUGGAAGCCCCUCACUUCCAGUCGCCGAACUGGUUCUGUCCAAGGAUGAGAAUAUUAUUCAGCUCACCAAUCUGUUCUAAAUCCAAUCCAGUCUUCACCACAAAACCAACUCAGAAUCUGAAGUCAUCUGGACUUUAUAUCUUUGGCAGGAUCCACAGUUUGGGGCUCUUUUACUUGUAUAGCUACUACUACUACUACUGCUACCACUACUACUGCUGUUGCUACAUCUACUGCUGGUAUUACUACUGGUGCUACUACUAUGGCUGAUACUUCUACCACUAGUACUGCUGCUGCUACAAUUACUGCUGGUAUUACUACUGGUGCUUCUACUACUGCUACUAUUACUGCUGCUGCUACUGCUACCACUACUAUUGCUGCUGUUACAACUACAACUGGUGCUACCACUAUGGCUGAUACUGCUACCACCACUACUGCUGCUGCUACAACUACUGCUAGUAUUACUACUGUUGCUACUACUGCAGCUACUGUUACCACUACUGCUGCUGCUGCUACAGCUAUUGCUGGUAUCACUACUAUUGCGAUUACUACUGGUACUGCUGCUACUAUGACUGCUGCUACUACAACUACUGCUGGUAUUACUACUGCUGCUGCUAUUACUGCUGCUGCUACUACAGCUGCUACUGCUACCACUAUGACUGCUGCUGCUACAACUACUGCCGGUAUUACUACUACUGUUACUACUGCUGCUGCUACUGCUGCUACUACUACUAUGGCUUCUACCACCUCUACUACUGCUACUACUACUGAUGCUACUAUUACUGCUGCUACUACUACGGCUACAACUACUGCUGCUACUGCUGCUGCUGCUACUAUGUCUGGUACUAAAACUGCUUCUACUACUGCUACUACUGCUUCUGCUGCUACUACUGCUGCCGCCACUACAGCUACUACUGCUGCUGCUACUAUGUCUGGUACUAAAACUGCUUCUACUACUGCUACUACUGCUUCUGCUGCUACUACUGCUGCCGCCACUACAGCUACUACUGCUGCUGCUACUAUGUCUGGUACUAAAACUGCUUCUACUACUGCUACUACUGCUUCUGCUGCUACUACUGCUGCCGCCACUACAGCUACUACUGCUGCUGCUACUAUGUCUGGUACUAAAACUGCUUCUACUACUGCUACUACUGCUUCUGCUGCUACUACUGCUGCCGCCACUACAGCUACUACUGCUGCUGCUACUAUGUCUGGUACUAAAACUGCUUCUACUACUGCUACUACUGCUUCUGCUGCUACUACUGCUGCCGCCACUACAGCUACUACUGCUGCUGCUACUAUGUCUGGUACUAAAACUGCUUCUACUACUGCUACUACUGCUUCUGCUGCUACUACUGCUGCCGCCACUACAGCUACUACUGCUGCUGCUACUAUGUCUGGUACUAAAACUGCUUCUACUACUGCUACUACUGCUUCUGCUGCUACUACUGCUGCCGCCACUACAGCUACUACAGCUGCUGCUACUAUUACUACUAUGACGAAGUGAAGUGCUGGAACACAACUGAUCUGUGGUCCCACCAGCUCCAACUGCUUUCCUCCUUCCUCUUUGCUUUCUUGAAACCAUAGAAAGGCUGCUCUUCUCUCCAAAGAGACAGUCGGCCGGAUUUGUUCCAGCGUCCGAGUGACGUGGGCCUUGCCGCUUCCACUUCCUGACGGAGGCCCUUCAGGAUCACGAGACGGGCGCCGGGAUCCGGAUACGUGAAAGCCUGGAAGAGUCCGCUUCCCUGGCUCUGCCCGGGGCCUCGGAGUGGGAGCUCCCCAUUGGUCUCGCUUCCCAAGCAGCCCUCCAUGACCAACGUGCCUUUCAUUAACAACCGACUCUCCCAUUCAAAGGGCUCUUUUCAAGUGAGUCAAAAGGGAUGGAGCGGAGCUUCCCCGAGGGCCUGCCAGCCCUGGAGAAAGAGAGGCACCGAGACAACUUCAAGAGCCCCAACCUAAGAGAUGUUUCCAACCAGCCUCUGAACCCGCAGGAUUAAUAACAAUGUGGAAGUACUAGCAAAGCAGCUCAACGAGAGCCAGUGUGGCGCAGAGGUUGGGCUCAGAUUCUUGGAGACUAAGGACAUCAUCACACGGAGAUCCUUGAUCUGGGGACUCCAUAGGGCAGCGAGGUGAAUCCUUGCCCAUCAUGCACCAGAAAGCCCAGAAUAUAAGCAAACAAGCUGUUUAUUGAAGGUUAUAAUAAGCACAAGAAAAUAAAGUUCAGAGUCAAUAAAAUGGGUUUAAAUCCACAAGAGCAAUGUACUUGAAAGUCUUUGAGCAAGAGUCAAAGAAAGUCACUCAAAUAUCAUAGUCCAAACCAGAACUUAAACUCAGUCCCAUGAGAAGUAUCAAAAAUAGGCCAAACAAGGUCCAAUUCCAAGGCAGGGAAUAAUCUGGAGACCACAGGAGACAAGGCUAGAAUGCAGGAUCAAACUCCAAUAUAAUCCACGGAAUUGGAAAUCCACACGGCAAAGUCCCAAGAGUAUUCAACUGGAAACAAGGCACAAACAAGGCAGGAACUUCAGUCAAAAUCCACAGCUGCAAAGCUUACAAGACACCAUGCAGAGAAAGGACCAGGCCUUUAAGGAAAAUUCAAGGUUAUUCUUCCAUGAGAAAACUAUUCUCUUAUGGGAAAACUACUUAUUAAAGGUAAAGGUUUUCCCCUGACAUUGAGUCUAGUCUUGUCUGACUCUGGGGGUUGGUGCUCAUCUCCAUUUCUAAGCCAAAGAGCCGAUGUUGUCCGUAGACACCUCCAAGGUCAUGUGGCCAUUGGCAUGACUGCAUGGAGCGCCGUUACCUUCCCGCCAGAGCGGUACCUAUUGAUCUACUCACAUUCGCAUGUUUUCGAACUGCUAGGUUGGCAUUAGUGUGCUUCAAAAGCAGGUGUUUACUCCUUCGUAAACAUUGACGCUGCCUUCUUCCAAGAGUGAUCGCCUCCCUUCUGUCAAAUACAUCAUUCUCCUCCAAACUAGAAUGUCCAUCUCACAGCUGGUGAACUGGCCUUGACAGGGAGGAAGAACGUGGUUCAGAAUGCCUGCUUGCAACCAUUCUGUCUCUGGUCCCAGAAUUCACUGGAACAAACUCUGGCUUCAUGGCAGGCCCAAACCCAGAGUCCUCUGGCAAGGCAGGUGCAGGGACAAUCACUGGCUGAAUGGACCAAAUCUCAGGCUCAGGCUGAACUACAACACAUCAUUUCUUGGGACAAAUUGCGUGGAAGCACCAAGCCAGCAUCCUUCAGAGUUACACUACCCUGUUUCCCCGAAAAUAAGACAGUGUCUUAUAUUAAUUUUUGCUCCCAAAGAUGCACUAGGUCUUAUUUUCAGGGGAUGUCGUAUUUUUCCACAAAGAAGAAUUCACAUUUAUGGUUGAAUUUUUUAAAAAUGAAAAUUUAUUAUCUACUGUACAGGAGUUGUCAUCACAAACCAGAACAACAAAACUGUGAAUCCUUUCAAGAAUUUCUAUAUUUUAUUGCUAUCCUGUUUUUAAAUUACUGUUUUAAAUUUCCGUUCGUAUGUAAAUUUAUGUUGUUGUUGGGCUUGUCCCUGUGUAAGCUGCCCAGAGUCCCUUCUGGGAGAUGGAGGUGGGAUACAAGAAUAAAGUUAUUAUUGUAUUAUUAUUAUUUCUUGUUACUACCUUUAUUUCCAUGUACAACAAUCUAUGGCAGGGGUCCCCAAACUAAGGCCCGGGGGCCGGAUGCGGCCCAUCGAAGCUAUUUAUCCGGCCCCCACAACACAAGGGCAGAAGCGGGUUGGGCUAAAUGACCCAAGGGGUCUCUUCUUCUCUUACAACUAUUAUUAUUAUUAUUAUUAUUAUUAUUAUUAUUAUUAUUAACAUUGAGGCUGGGUGGCCAUCUGUCAGGGGUGCUUUGCUUGUGCUUUCGGUGCACAGAGGCAGAAGGGGGUUGGACUUAGUAGCCCAAGGGGUCUCUUCCAACCCUCUUUGAUGUUGAUGUUGUUGUUGUUGUUGUUGUUGUUGUUGUUUAUUAAUUAUUGCUUGGUGGCCAACUAUAGUCUGGCCUUCCAACGGUCUGAAGGAUCGUGAACUGGCCCCCUGUUUUAAAAGUUUGGGGACCCCUGAUCUAUGGUAUGUACAUUUACCGAUCCUGCAUGCUUCCAAACAAAAACUUUACUAGGUCUUACUUUCGGGGGAGGCCUGAUAUUUAGCAAUUCAGCAAAACUUCUGCUAGGUCUUAUUUUCUGGGGAUGUCUUAUUUUCAAGGAAACAGGGUAGCUGUGUUUGUGGAAGGAAGCAUUGGCUCGAGUGUGUAUUUCCCUCUGAGAAAGGUCUGGAUAUAAAACCUUCCCGCAAGAGCCUGUCUGGGCUGGGAGGGAGGCUCAUCUAGCAAGAGAAGAGGUGAAGUGGCCGCCCAGGAGACAAAUGAAGGGCAAAGGACAGCCGUGAUUUGGAGCGGUGCUAAAGCGCCUACGGGCACAAGAGGCCUCUCGCUCUGGACGCUGCCUGGCUUGCAUU
This is a messenger RNA of Anolis carolinensis (green anole), 5197 nucleotides long. RefSeq names its product ice-structuring glycoprotein-like. NCBI's taxonomy places the organism in Eukaryota, Metazoa, Chordata, Lepidosauria, Squamata, Anolidae. Bases 990 to 2234 code for a protein of 414 amino acids. The record is from RefSeq and is a predicted model, not a curated record. The transcript has a single exon.